AUGGUUGCUGCUCGUCUGCCAGUCGAAGACCUGGAGAAACACCCACAGUUGGCUCGUGACAUCAAAAAAACCUGCAGAAUAAGACGAAAGACUUGGCUACGUCGCUCGAGAAGAGCAUUCCAGUCGAAGAAAAACCUGCGACAAGGCCAGGAAUCGAUCAAUUCGAAGAUUGCCCUGCUGAAGAACGCCCUUGUUGAAUCGCAAGUCGACCCCGCACAAACAAGUGCCGCCUUGGAAUUGAUCACCGAUGAAGCCAAGAAGUUGAGAGACGAGGCAGAAGAACACAAGAUCAACGUCGCUCAGACGAAUGCCUUCGUUACGCACGACGAUCUCGACGGAUCUCUAGUUGAACAGGUCGCUGAGUUGCAGAACGACAUCCAAGAGAAGAAGCGUCUGCAAGCCGAAACGGAGAAGGUUCUUGAGUUAGCCCCGAAGGUCGAACUCAUCUCCCAGUCUCUACAAUCGAUGCCGAGUCAGCUUCCAACCACGCUGGACGAACAACAAACGCUGUUGGAAGAUAUGGAGAUCAAGAAACAGAAUCUCCAGAACCUGAUUUCGUCGAUGAACGAUGCUCCAGCGGCCGAGGAACUCAAACAGAAGAGCGAGUGGGACUUGUCCCGGAUCAAAGACCUUCUCCAGCAGCUUGGAUCUGCUGUGGGAGAUAAAUUGGCCGCUCUUGCUGCAUUCAACGCGGCUCGCAGAGAAGCUGAGGAAAAGCUCCUGACCAUCACGGCUGAUGCGACUGACAAGCCUCUAACCGCAGAACAAGCCCAAGCUGACGAAAACGCCAUCGCUGCCCUCGAGGAGCACAUCAAGACGCUGUCGGUUGAAGAACUCGACGAGAAUGAACGUCGGGAAUACGCAGAUUUGCUGGCACGUCUUCAAAACGCUUCGCAAGUCCUUGAGGUACGAAUUUAUUUUGUUCAAAUCGUUCAUUUCGUGGAUUCGAUCCGAAAAAGCGUAUCAUGUGAAUUCCAAUGUUCUGUGCAACCUUUCUCUCACAAAAAUAUUCGAGUCGAAAACAUGGAGUUUUUUUUCAAAGAAACCUUAUUUAAAAAGUGGCAUUUUUUUGUAUGAAAUGCGCAGAAUUGA
This is a messenger RNA of Caenorhabditis auriculariae, 1092 nucleotides long. NCBI's taxonomy places the organism in Eukaryota, Metazoa, Nematoda, Chromadorea, Rhabditida, Rhabditidae. The record is from the annotation of a GenBank genome assembly.